Dentiscutata erythropus is the source of this 801-nucleotide messenger RNA. The record is from the annotation of a GenBank genome assembly. NCBI's taxonomy places the organism in Eukaryota, Fungi, Glomeromycota, Glomeromycetes, Diversisporales, Gigasporaceae.
AUGUUGGUCGCUAAUAUUGCUAACUCUAAUCCUUCUAAUUCAACUGAAAUUUUGGGUACCUCAGGUUUCCAAUACAAAUCUAGAUGGAGAAACAAAAUUGCAGAAUAUAAGUUUGGUGAGAACGAUUCCGAUACAGAUGAUAAUAUAGAUGAAGUAAGAAGACAACUUAAGCUUGAUAAGAAUAAGCGAAGACCCUUAGCAGUAAUCUGUCAAUACAAUUUAGCAGGAAAUGCCUAUUUAGAGAAAGAGGGAGUUAGUAGGGACUCCCAAAGUUAUAUUACUACUGAAGUUUUAGCCAAUAAACAGACUAAAAAAAUUAAAGAUAUAUUUAAUUAUUACUAUAGGAAAAAUCUGAAACAAAAAAAUACCUAUUUAAUUGAAGCUUUUAAUGAAGAUAAUAAGAAUCAGCUUUAUGUGCUGCUUAAUAAGAAGACUAAAUUAUUUCCAGAGGCAUGUGCCUUAGAAAAGGUUAAUGCUGAAAGUGCUGCUAUUUUCAUAUUAGAGGAUAUAAUUUUCCAACAUAGAAGCACUAGAGAAAUAUUGUCAGACCAAGAAAUAUACUCCUGCAACACCUUGUUUGGAAAAGAUUGGGACAAAUAUAUUGCUCUGGCUCUUUUUGCUUAUCGUACUACUGUCCACAGUGUUAUGGGGUACACACCCUUUUACCUAUUAUAUGGACGAGAGUUUAUUUUUCCAAUUGAGACAAAUUUUAUAACCUAUCAAACUAGGCCUGGAACUGAGGAAGAAUUACAAGAGCAAAUAUAUCGUCGACUAGAAAAUUUAUUGGUUACUAAAGCAUGA